Messenger RNA from Phaedon cochleariae (mustard beetle), 486 nucleotides. NCBI's taxonomy places the organism in Eukaryota, Metazoa, Arthropoda, Insecta, Coleoptera, Chrysomelidae. The record is from the annotation of a GenBank genome assembly.
AUGAGAGGAGGACUGAGAAUCCAAACUAAGGAUGCCUCGGAAUAUAGAACUGCCACCAGGAUUCUAGGAACUGAUAAUCACGAAUAUUACACAUAUUCGCUUCCUGAAGACAAGCUACUGAGCGUAGUUAUGAGGGGAAUCGAUAUGAGUGUGGAGAUUCCGGACAUUGAAAAUGAUUUGAAGAGUAAGGGACUUGAAGUCAAAACAGUCCAUAGGAUGAAAUCCUAUAAGACUAAGCUGGAUUUACCGCUAGUGAUCAUCCAAGUCUCCGAAUCCGAAGCCAGAAUUUGGGACGUCGAAGACUGCUGCAGCUAUGUAGUGAGAAUUGAAGCUCAAAGACAGGUAAAAAAUCAGAUUCCCCAAUGUCACAGAUGCCAGAAGUUCGGGCACAGCCAACGAAACUGCAGAGCAUUAUACAGAUGCGUCAAGUGCGGAGACCAAUAUCCCACAACCUCCUGUGAUAAGCCCCGCACAACAGACGCUUAG